AUGUCAGACUACGGAGGGAAGACUUUUGGUGAAGUGACUUCAUUGUCCAGGCAGUCGUUCAUUCGGCCUGCGGACGAGGGGUCAUUUGUGCAUGCGGUGAGCACUAAAUCCGCUGCAUCGAGAGCGACUUUGGAGGUGGACCUAAAUUCGACGGCCCCUCAAUUUACAAUCAAGGCCUUGAUUUCAGGCACUGUAUCGGGUACAGUCUGUACCUUUUUAGCUCUAUACUAUGGCCUUAAGACUGGUAUAACGCCAUCUCUCAACAUUUUAGGAGGUGUCCUCGGUUUUGCUCUUACCAAGUUAUUAAUGAGGACUGGUGUAUUCGGCGAUACCUUUACACCGCAAGAGAACGCGGCUAUUCAAACAUUGUCUGUGGCCAUCUACUCACUUUCCUACCCUUGUUUUGGGUUCACGAAUGGCUGGCUGGCACUAUCGAAGGAAUGCUAUGAUUAUCUGGGUGCUGGAUUCGAAGGCAACAACCUCUCUGACACUGUUGAUGUUAACUACUGGAGAAGUGUUGUAUGGAGUGCUUCUUUGUUUUCUUUCGGGUUCUUUAUUGCGUACCCGUUACGCAACUACUACGUUAUCAAGAAGCGUCUAAUGUUCCCUUCGGGAACAGCUACAGCCUACGUUAUUUCUGCUCUGCAUGCCUCGAAGGAAUCAGCACGCAAAGGCUUGGCGAUUUUGGGCAAGUUCUUCUCUCUCGCAUUCGUCAUCAACAUGCUUACCUGGGAGUUUGAAGGACUCGCGGCCUUUCCUGUGUUUGGAAUUGAAGCUGCUAAAUACGGCUGGGCAUUCGAUUGGGAUUUGGGUAGCUUCGGUAUCGGCAUGCUCCUAUCGCUACAAAUUAAUGCUUCGAUGUUAUUUGGGGCGUUAUUAAUGUACGCGUUUUUGCAGCCACUUCUGAGCAACCAUUUUGAUGGCAUUGGCAAGGAUGAUUGGUUCGACAGCAACACGGUUGCUUCACCGUAUCUUGGACUUAAGGCAUACCCUCUGUUUGCGGGUCUUGCGGUGAUGAUUGUGCAGGGGAUCUGGUCGGUGCUUGAGAUUUUAAUUACGGUGGUUAUCGCCUACGUGAAGAAGGAAGGGGAGGAAGAAGUUGUUGAUGAAGAGACCAGGAGAAGAGAUGAGAUCUUCGAAGAGAAGGGUUUCCCGAUUUGGGCAAGCGUAGUCGGCUACUGCAUUACGGGUGCGGUUACCUGCAUCGUACAUUACUUCAUGCUAGGGACCAAGUGGUAUCAGACGCUCGUGGCACUGAUUAUUGUACCGUUGAUUGCCUGCUCUAACAUCGAGGGAAUGGGUCGCACAGAUUGGGACGUGGCUUCGUCUUACGGCAAAUUGAUGAUGUUCCCCAUAGGCUGGUGGAAUCAUGGAGGUUCAAUUAAACCGGCAUUAGCCGUGUGUCACACCACCAUUUCCGGAUGCUCGAGUUCGGCCGCACUAAUGCAGGACUUCAAGACGGGCUAUUUACUGGGUGCUUCGCCUGCUGUGAUGUUCUACUCGCAAGUAUUUGGCUGCGCUCUCGGCUGUCUGAUUUGCCCGGCCUUGUUCGUGCUCUUGCGUAGUGCCUGGACGAUCCCCACAGCUGACCCGGAUGCGUUCAUUACGGGAUUGUAUGCUCCCAUUUUCCGCACACUCGCGAUCGUGGCGACUGGUUCUGGGUUCGGAGCUCUGCCUAAAAACUGUCUUUACAUUUGUCUCGCCUUCGUCAUUCUGGCCAUUCUGCUGAACAUCGUCAUCUUGAUCUGUCAGCGUUAUUGUCCCAAGAUGGUGACCUACAUCCCUGAGCCGUCGGCUAUGAGCAUCGGCAUGAUUGUGGGCGCAGGAGUGCCCUUAGAAUUCUUCGUCGGCGGGCUCAUCACCUGGUUCUGGGCGCGCCAUCGACCCGAGCAGUGUGAGGAACUUAGGGCAUACAUUGCCUCCGGCUUCAUCGCCGGCUCCGGCUUCGCCGUCGUUCUCCAAGUCAUCGUCUCACUCUGCGGUCUUAAGCCAAACAUUGCUGUCGGCUUCCUUACCACGAACACCACCCAGUCCUACAUGGGCGCCAAGGAAUGGGUCAUGGCUGCCGUAGCCAUCCUUUGCACAACCGGCGCAAUUCUCCUCGGUGCUUACUGCUGGUUCAGAGCCGAUGACGCUCCCACCGAUGCCGACGAGCAGGCACGCCUGCUCGACGGCUCGCGCUUCCUUGACAACGAAGACAUCAUCGCCUCGCCCAGGUCGCUCUCAACCUCCUCUGAAGGAUACCUCGAAGAGGAGGAAGUUUAA
Molecule: messenger RNA, 2265 nt
Organism: Gregarina niphandrodes
Lineage: Eukaryota; Apicomplexa; Conoidasida; Eugregarinorida; Gregarinidae
Product: OPT oligopeptide transporter
Exons: 1
Coding region: 1-2265 (754 amino acids)
Cellular component (GO): membrane
Molecular function (GO): oligopeptide transmembrane transporter activity
Source: RefSeq, a predicted model, not a curated record